AUGCGGUACAAGGUGCCGAUCUCCCAGACGUACGAGCGGAGCACUGACUCAUUUCAGUACGAGCUCUACGUUCUCGGGCCGUGCUUCGUGAUUGGCCUGCUUUGCACUGAGGAGUACACGAUACCAGACAUCCUGUGGUCCACGUCCAUCUGGCUCGAGAGCGUCGAGAACCUCACGGCGGACUUUGUGGGGACCCUGGGCGCCUACCGGUUCUUCUACAUUCUCAAUUGGAUAUACCGGUAUUUCGCAGAGGACCUCGCAGGAGUAGAAGUCGGUGUCCUCUUGCCCCCCCAGGACUACGUCAACGUGGUCGGAUGGAUCGGGGGGCUCGUUCAGACGGGCCUGUAUUGCGAUUUCUUUUACUAUUAUGCGAAGAGCAAGUGGUACGGCAGCAAGCUGGUGCUGCCAGUGAGCGGCGACGCGGCAUGA
This is a messenger RNA of Prorocentrum cordatum, 429 nucleotides long. Lineage: Eukaryota; Dinophyceae; Prorocentrales; Prorocentraceae. The record is from the annotation of a GenBank genome assembly.